This is a messenger RNA of Colletotrichum lupini, 138 nucleotides long. RefSeq lists its product as uncharacterized. The record is from RefSeq and is a predicted model, not a curated record. NCBI's taxonomy places the organism in Eukaryota, Fungi, Ascomycota, Sordariomycetes, Glomerellales, Glomerellaceae. The coding region runs from base 1 to 138 and encodes 45 amino acids. The transcript has 3 exons.
AUGAGCAACAUUGUUCACUAUGAAGGACCCAAGAUGGCCAAAUGCGACGAAUAUGCAGGUGGAAACCAGUAUGGCCCCCGGUUCGGCGUCGAGGUUGCCUGGGAACCUCCGAAAAAAGUUAGCGAACGCGGCUGGUGA